Molecule: messenger RNA, 770 nt
Organism: Punctularia strigosozonata HHB-11173 SS5
Lineage: Eukaryota; Fungi; Basidiomycota; Agaricomycetes; Corticiales; Punctulariaceae
Exons: 2
Coding region: 126-557 (143 amino acids)
Source: RefSeq, a predicted model, not a curated record
CACAGAUCACCGCGGCCGGGUGAAACAAGCAAGCUGUGAUUCUGGGGAGAUCCUUCUUCGCAUGCGCGAUCUCGCGAUUUCGCGCAGAAGACAGGGGAGAAAGCAGGGUUGUCUCAAAGAUAGGCAUGCCGCGAGUCUCUCCGUGGCGAAUACGUGCCGGAAACGGGGCAGAAAACUGGGCGCAAAAACGCUGGUUGUCGUUUCAACAGGAUUGUCUGAAAAGAUGGACAUGCCGCGAGCAUCUCCCUCGUCGGAAAGCCUCUAAACCGCGGGGUGGAGCGCUGCUACGAGGCGCGAAAAUUGCGUCCCGUAGCCGCUUGCGCACUGCACAGCCAUUGCAAGCAAGGAAGCGGAAGUCCGUGCGGGCCCGAAGUCGGAAAACGACGCAGCUGGCGGCGCGAGUUCGUCGUCGCCAUCACACUGUGGCGUCAAACUCCUUCGCGCGGGUUCGGCGGGCGCAUACUUACUACGUAUAUGGUGUUGUCAUACUGGUCCGGGACGACUGGGACGAAGCGGUACCGCCGCUAAACUUGUUUCAAUGCCGAUGCGCAGUUUGACACCCACCACUCAGACGGCGACUCCGCGAUGAUCUCAACAUCGGGCAAAACCGUAACUUCUUGUCUGCUCUAGCCCCUUGGGGUCCUUAGACCCACAUCAUUGCACCUUCUCAGUCUGUGCACGAACCAAUAAAAAAACUGGGUUUUUUUGUCAAGACACCGGACGGCACAGUCUGCGGUGCUCCACUUUUUCCAAUGUCCUUGAUCCCCAUG